AUGGCGCCCGCCGUCGGUGGCCCUCAAGGCUACACGCCACCCGAGGGUGGCUGGGGAUGGAUGGUGGUGGUCGGGGCCUUCAUCUAGUCCAUCAGUGUCAUCUUCAAAGAGAUUGAGGCGAUUUUCGAUGUGGCCAGCAGCCAGGUGUCCUGGAUCUCUUCCAUCAUGUUAGCGCGCAUGUACGGCGGAGGUGAGCCAAUCAGCAGCAUCCUGGUGAAUAAAUAUGGGAGUCGUACUCUUAUGAUAGCGGGAGGAUGCCUGUCUGGAUCGGGCUUCAUUGCUGCCUCUUUCUGCAAUUGUGUUCAAGCACUGUACCUUUGUAUUGGUGUGGUGGGCGGCUUGGGAUUGGCCUUCAACCUGAACCCUGCCCUCACCAUGAUUGGAAAAUACUUCUACAAUAAGUGGCCUAUUGCUAAUGGAAUUGCUAUGGCCGGCAGCCCGGUCUUCCUGUCCACCAUGGCGCCGGUAAAUAUGUUUGACAGAUUUCUCGACGGUGACUAA
Cyclopterus lumpus (lumpfish) is the source of this 501-nucleotide messenger RNA. RefSeq names its product monocarboxylate transporter 1-like. Gene Ontology annotation, molecular function: monocarboxylic acid transmembrane transporter activity. Lineage: Eukaryota; Metazoa; Chordata; Actinopteri; Perciformes; Cyclopteridae. Gene Ontology annotation, biological process: monocarboxylic acid transport; transmembrane transport. The record is from RefSeq and is a predicted model, not a curated record.